AAAUACCACCCACACACUUUUUAGUGGACUUAUUGGACAUUGUUCUUGAUAAUAAUUAUUUUAGAUUUGAUUCUAAAUAUUAUUUACAAAUUUGGGGGAUAGCUAUGGGGAGUUCGCUUGCGCCAUCUGCGGCCAAUCUCUUUGUAUCUCAUUUGGAAACAAUCUUCAUAUUCAAUAAGAUCCAUAACCCAUACCUAACAGAUAUGUUAUAUUAUGGGAGAUUUUUAGAUGACAUAUUCACAAUAUUUAAUUCUUACGAGAAAGCACAGUCAUUUAGUGACUGGAUCAAUACCAUCCAUCCAAAUAUGAAAUUUACAAGUACUAUAAGUUCAACCAAUAUUAACUUUCUGAAUGUGGUAGUUCACAAGGAUGGAAAUGGCUUAUAUGUAACUAACUAUACUAAACCAACAGACAAAAAUUCAAUCCUACAUUUCAAAAGUUUCCAUCACCAUUCUCUAAAAUCAAACUUACCAUAUUCCCAAUUGCUUCGACUAAAACGUAAUAAUAGUAAACCAAAAGAUUUUUUGACGGCAGCACACACCUUUAAGAACAAACUUAAGAUAAGAGGAUACCCAGAAAAAAUUCUUAAUACAGCAUUAGAAAAAACAAACCAAGUUAACAGGGACACAUUACUUAAAUACCAAUCUAAAACACAACCCAACAGAAUUAUUUGCCCCCUCACCUUAACCACACAGACAUCAAAUAUACAAAAAAUAAUCUUUAAACACUGGCAUUUACUACAGGACAUCCCUGGUUGUCAAUCUAAACCAAUCAUAGCACAUAAAAGAUCUAGAAAUUUCAGGGAUAUUUUGAUCCACUCAGAUAUCAGAAAAUCCAGUAUAGUUCCACGAAACCCAACCACCAGUAACUUUAAAUGUGGUCAUUGUGAUUGCUGUAAGUUUACAAACAAUGUCAAAGAAUUCAUACAUCCCACAUUAAAUAUGAAAAUUAAAUUAAAAAACUAUACCACCUGUUCAUCUGAGAAUGUGAUCUAUGUACUCUCAUGUCCUUGUAAUAAAUUAUAUGUUGGCAUGACAACCAGAGCCAUAAGGAUUAGAAUACAGGAACACAGAUCACGAAUUAAAAAGGAAACACAGAAUCCACACUACACUUACACUUUAAAGACAACACUCAUUCCUGUAAUGACCUUGCCUUAGAAAAACUACAGACUCCAAUUAACACUGACAUCAAGAAGUUACUCCUCUGCAGGGAGGCUUUUUGGAUCCACAAAUUGAAGACCUUAACCCCACAAGGCCUAAACGAUAGGCUAGAUCUCACCUGCUUCUUAUAAUGGGAUAAAAAAAUACUUAAGUCUUUACAGAACUACUGCUGAAUGCUCGCAACCUGAGGUAGAAUACUACAUGUAAGGAUCCUCCAAGGACAUAAAUAAGACAGCAGAGCAGCAAACAGAGGGAACUCCAGGAUUACCUGAAGAAGGUCUACCUGAAGAAGGUCACCGAAACUGGAUGCAUACCCGGGAGACCAGUCGUUACUAUUGACAUGGAACUUCGUUGCUAUUGAUAUGGAACUUUGAUUUACUUUGAAUGAUCGAAUUUGAAGAAGAGUACUACAAACCUUGAGAACACUAUCAAGAUUGUAUUUGUUAAAAUUGGACAUUGAAAUAUGUACUUAUCUGUACAGUUGGAAUAUAUAAAUUGAUAUUACAGUCAUAAUAUAUGUGACUAUAUCACUUGAGGAAAUAUAGAACUAUAACUUACUUUAAAGUACAAUAUAUACCAUACUUUUCCUUUUUUCCUUUUUACUGUAUAUAAUAGACAUCUGUGCAUAUAGUAGUAGUUUCCAACAAACCUUACAACCUCCUAGGAUGCCUGCCACAGAUGUGGGAGAAACGACAGGAGAGAAAGCUUCUGGAACAUGGCCAUACAACUCGAAAGACUCACAGCAACUCACUGCAUUUUG
Messenger RNA from Anolis carolinensis (green anole), 1920 nucleotides. RefSeq lists its product as uncharacterized. The coding region runs from base 105 to 1157 and encodes 350 amino acids. Lineage: Eukaryota; Metazoa; Chordata; Lepidosauria; Squamata; Anolidae. The transcript has 2 exons. The record is from RefSeq and is a predicted model, not a curated record.